AUGGAGAGCUGGGAUGCUGAGUGCAUUUUGGUCCGCUCUCCCCUGUGGCUGGAUCAAGAUUCAGAACCAGGACAAAAAUGUAAAAAGAAAGGAGUCGAUGGAGAGACAAGAGUGAUCGAGCAAAAAAUCAUCUUUGCUGGAGAGACGGAUUCGAACGACGACAACAACAACCCACCCGGGGCCGUUGCGGAGACGGGCGGCGUUGGAGAGGAGCACAUGCUGGUUUAUUUUUUACGCUAUGGAAAGAAUGAGCUUUUAGGACACAAAGUCCUCGCGGCCGGCGAGGGGGUGGAAGUUGUCUCUGUCUCCAGGAGCAUCAGAGGUCCUCCAAGGAUUGCCGAUAAAGUGAUUCACCGUCAGUCCGUGAGGCUAGGGAGGACUAUCAAGCUCCUGUGCCCAGUGGAGGGUGACCCCCCGCCUCUCACCAUGUGGAUGAAGGAUGGACGCACUAUCCACAGCGGCUGGACGAGGUUCCGAAUCCUUCAGCAAGGGCUGAAAAUCAAGGAGGUGGAAAGCGAAGAUGCGGGAACCUACAUUUGCAAAGCCACCAAUGGCUUCGGCAGCACCAAUGUGAACUACACCCUCAUCGUGAUCGAUGAUGCCAGCUCAGGAAAGGAUAGCCAGGUACCUGAAGGCUCCAAUGGAGAAUAUGAAGAUCAUUCUGGGAAGCAAUGGGCCCGGCCCAGGUUCACACAGCCUGCAAAAAUGAGAAGAAGAGUGAUCGCCCGUCCUGUCGGCAGCUCCAUCCGCCUGAAGUGCGUGGCCAGCGGGAACCCACGGCCUGACAUCACGUGGCUGAAGGACAAUAAGCCCCUCACGCCCCAAGAGAUUGGGGAGAACAAGAAGAAGAAAUGGACGCUAAACCUGAAGAACCUGAAGCCAGAGGACAGUGGGAAAUACACCUGCCGAGUGUUUAACAAAGUUGGAGAAAUCAAUGCAACAUACAAAGUUGAAGUAAUCCAGAGGACAAGGUCCAAGCCCAUCCUGACAGGGACGCACCCCGUCAACACGACAGUAGACUAUGGUGGGACCACAUCCUUCCAGUGCAAAGUCCGCAGCGAUGUCAAACCUGUCAUCCAGUGGCUGAAAAGGGUGGAGUAUGGCACAGAGAGCAAGUACAACUCAACCAUCGAUGUUGGGGGACAGAAGUUCGUUGUGCUGCCCACGGGGGAGGUCUGGUCCCGUCCCGAUGGUUCCUACCUGAACAAACUGAUGAUUACUCGAGCUAAGGAAGAGGACGCAGGGAUGUACAUUUGCCUAGGGGCAAACACCAUGGGCUACAGCUUUCGCAGCGCUUUUCUCACAGUCCUGCCAGAUCCCAAGCCUCCAAGUGCACCUGUGCCCCCCUCCUCGGCCAGCAGCCUUCCCUGGCCUGUGAUCAUCGGCAUCCCUGCUGGAGCCGUCUUCAUCUUUGGAACCAUCCUCUUGUGGCUUUGCCAGACCAAGAAGAAGCCCUGCUCCCCACCAGCUGCUGCCCCCGUGCACCGGCCACAGCCCCGGGACAGAAUCUGCGUCUCCCAGGUCCCCGACAAAGACUGCAUCUCCUCCAUAAACUAUGAGGAAUAUGUCGCCCAGCAGCAGCAUUUACUGUCACAAGGGCCUGCACUCGCCCCGGCCAUGGCAUCCAAAAUGUACCCAAAGAUUUACACAGACAUCCACACCCACACCCACUCGCACGUGGAAGGCAAAGUCCAUCAGCACCAGCACAUUCAGUACCAGUGCUAAGAGGGUGGCCGUGUACAGUAGCUCAUUUGGGCUUUUCCUCGUGGUACCUCAGAAGAGACUGCUCCAAGUCAGCUCACACUGCCAGCAAUAGGCAAAGCAGACAGAAAAGAUUAUAUAUAUAAUUUUAAAUAUAUAUAUACAUAUAUAUAUAAUUGUAUAUGCGUGUGUGUAUGUGUGUAUAUAUAUAUGUGUAUAUAUCUAUAUCUAUCUAUAUAAAUAUAUAUAUAUACUAGAGAGAGACAGAGAGAGAAAAGAGAUUUUUUUUUUAAUUAUUGCAAUCAGGAUGUAGCCGAGGAAUAAUGAAGGAACUCCAAAUCUCAGCAGAGAGGCAGCCAUCUCCAACAGCGGAGCCUUCCCGGAUUUUUUAAUUAAGGUGGCGACCAGUGAGACAGGACACGGGGACGUGAACCACCACCUUCUUCCUUGUGUUGCUAAAAGGAGCAAGAAGAGCAAGAGGUGACUGCGGUGCUUUUCUGGAUGGGCACUGGUGUUCCUGUGCCUGCUGCACAUCACUUGCAUGGGUGGGAAGCCCCCAGACCUGCUCUGCCUGACUUGAGCUGUAAAGUACCUGAGGUUUAGUGCCAAAGCACAGGAAGAUAUAACCAAUUCACCUCUUCCACGGGAAAAAAAUAACACAAGAAGAUCUGGAAAAACUAAUUUCUAUUCACAACGUGAAAUGCCAAAUGCUUCUCAAUCGUGGUCAUUUGAUCUGAAACGCUAACCAAGUUGGUUGGUUUGAUUUCUGCAAGUUGAAGGCAUCGUGUUUCCCAUGGGAGGUUGUGCAGAUCAAUCCACAAGUGCUCCACUCCCCGGUCCUAGGACUCAGUGCCACUGCCAGGAAAAAGGAAAGAAGGAAAGAGGAACAUUGUACAGAACACCUUUAUAUUUAUAUUUAAGAAAUAAUAAUAAUUAAUAAUAAUAAUAAUUGAACUGCUGAUGGUGAAGAAAGCAAACCACGCUGUCGUUCUCUGAUGGCUCACAGUGACAAGCUACUGGAUUUUCUACAUGAAUGCAAAAUACGUGAAAACAUUAGAAAAAAGAGUAAGAAACAAAGAGAAUGGAAUAAUAAUCGGUUAGGAGAAAAUGCAUUUGAGAAAUAUUCACCUAGGUUGUGUGUGGUUGUCCCCUUCCCUCAGAUAACAUUUUGGAAAUGAUACAACUUUGUUGCAGUUCAAACAACAGUAAAAAACAGAAAGAAGAGAAAAUAAAUAAGGACCAUAUUAAAUACCUAUAUGGACUGGAAAUGAAUUCAAUUGCAAAUAUAAGACCUUUGUAAUUCUAUAUAGAGUUUAAACAGAAGUCAUGUAUAUUUAAUUUAUUUUGUUAAACAAGAAAAAAAAUGUAUGAUAUUUUCCUUGAAACAGGCAUUUCUAUACAUAUUUUUGAUCAAAGAAAAUAAAGAUUUUUUUUUUUUUUCAGGUUCUAUAGAUGCCAUGCUCAGAAUAUACUCAAUGUAGCAUGUGACCAACUGUUCUUCUAACCUAGAGGUCUUCUAUCUCUAUGCCUUUUUACACUAGCCAUGUGUAAUCUCCUAACUUCAUCUCAGGUACCGCUGGUGCCAUCAUUUCCAUCAGAAACUGGCCUUUUCCACUGUUUAUAUUCUGUCUGUGAGGGUCUGCAGAGGCCAGAUCUCAUG
Molecule: messenger RNA, 3361 nt
Organism: Nipponia nippon (crested ibis)
Lineage: Eukaryota; Metazoa; Chordata; Aves; Pelecaniformes; Threskiornithidae
Source: RefSeq, a predicted model, not a curated record